Molecule: messenger RNA, 6029 nt
Organism: Colossoma macropomum (tambaqui)
Lineage: Eukaryota; Metazoa; Chordata; Actinopteri; Characiformes; Serrasalmidae
Gene: mcf2l2
Product: MCF.2 cell line derived transforming sequence-like 2
Exons: 34
Coding region: 758-4588 (1276 amino acids)
Biological process (GO): intracellular signal transduction
Cellular component (GO): cytoplasm
Molecular function (GO): guanyl-nucleotide exchange factor activity; protein binding
Source: RefSeq, a predicted model, not a curated record
GACUGCUGUAAGCUGCAUUAGGGUUCGUUGGCGGUUUCGUGCUGGGUGGUUUUCUGCUAUGAAUAAGGAGCUCUGUGUGCUUAAUAAUGCUUAAGACACAGAGCAAUGUGACCUGAAAAAGAUGCCAGUAAUUACUUGGUGAGCAGAGUGGGUGAGAAGCCAGGCUCAUUAGCGUCAGAGGAACUUUCUUAGUCCUACUGGGAAUGGCAUAGUCAUUCAGUACAUCUGCUCUAAUGUAAUCAAUUAGGUUUCCUUUUUUGUUGUUAAUGCAGUAGCUUGGAUAAGUUUUGUCAUUGGAGCUCUUAUAGAUUUGAUUGAAUAGUAUUUCUGUUCUGGUGAGGUGGUCAGCUUGGCUGUUUGUGGAACAAAGGACAAACAAUACAUACACAUGCACCUUACACAGCAAUCACUGGCAUUAUUCGACUCUAGAGCACUACUACUACUGUUCUGCUGCGCUGUUCUGCUGUGGAUACAGAAUCAGUGCAGCAUUGAGGAGACUGGAGGAUAGAGAUAGAAAGUGUGUGUGUGGAUGGGCAUGCGCAUGCGCUGCACAUACACUCUCAGGUGGAGAAGAGAGCAGUAAAUGAAGCCUGUGUAGGAGAGGCCCAGCAGGAAUUAAUAGCUUAAGUCUGUACGAGUGACACUCUCCGUCUAUCAGCUUUGAUCCCCCCUGCUCUGAAGUGACCUUGCUUAAACUGGCUGCUGCUUACACAGGCUGCUCGAGCAGCGGCCAUAGCACACACACCUGUGCUGCGGAAUGGACGGAUAUCAAACCAUCCCGUCCAGGUGCUGUGCUUGCGGCAGACGGGCACAGGACACCUCCUACUCCGUGGUGCGAAUCUCAACCGGUGAGAUGGAGUCCUUUCACCGCUUUCUGGAUGCAUGCCAGGAGACCAAGUCCGCCACCAGGAGAAAUGAGAUUAUGCAACAAGAGAUAAGGCCUCUGCUGGCCGUGGACAUCAUUGAACAGCUUCAUCGGCAGUUUGCCCUGCUGUCAGGAGGUAGAGGACAGGAUGGUGCCCCAAUCAUCACCUUCCCAGAAUACUCUGGCUUUAAUGAGCUUCCUGAGGAGGACUUCAUUAACGUAGUCACGUAUCUGACCAGCAUACCCAGUCUGGAUGCGGCCAGUAUUGGUUUCAUAAUUAUCAUUGACCGCCGACGGGACAAAUGGAGCUCAGUGAAGGCCUCGCUUGCUCGGAUAGCGGGGGCAUUCCCAGGCAACUUGCAACUAGUUCUAGUGCUGAGGCCCUCACGUUUCUUCCAAAGAACCAUUGCUGACAUUGGCAUCCGGUUACACCGGGAUGAUUUUAAAAUGAAGGUACCGAUUGUCAUGCUGAAUUCCCUUUCUGAUCUGCAUCGUUACGUGGACAAAGGUCAACUGACAUGUGAAUUAGGGGGCAGUCUACAAUACUGUCACAGUCAGUGGAUCCAUCACCGCACAGCCAUUGAAAACUUUGCUGUGACGGUGAAAACUACAGCCCAAAUGUUACAGAAGUUUGGGACAGACUUAGCAGAAACCGAACUCCCCAAUGAUGUGCAGUGCACCAAGGAGCUGCUGACAGAUCACACAGAAAAACAUGACAAGCUCAAGGAUGAACUAAAGUUAGCAGUGAAACAAGGAAACACUCUGUUAUCAUGUAUCAAAGACCAGGCCAACAAAACAGAAAACCACAAACUAAAUCCGGAUGAAAUGGAAAAUCAAACCACUGUCGAAAGGUUAUUGGCACAAUUGGAUGAGACAGAAAAUGCAUUUGAACAGUUCUGGUCCAAACAUCACCUCAAGUUAGAACAGUGUUUACAGCUCAGGCAUUUUGAGCAAGACUUUAGAGAGGUAAAAGUGUCUCUGGACAGCCUGAUGGAGGCUUUGCUGGAGCUCUCAGACAUUGGGGACUGUGUUGCUCGUGUAACACAGCUGCUGAAAGAACUGAAGAGUCUAGAAGAUAGUGCUCAGGAGUCUUUGGAGAAGGCACAGCUACAUGCCCUGCACGGUGACCAGCUCAUCCAGAGCAACCACUACGCUGUGGACUCUAUCCGGCCGAAAUGCGUGGAGCUGCGCCGCAUUUGUGAUGACUUCAGCAACGAAGCCAAGAAGAAAUAUGACAUCUUGUCCAAAUCACUUGAGAUCCAUACAGGCAUAGACAAGAUUAAUCACUGGUGUGAGAGUGGAGUGUAUCUCCUGGCAUCUCAAGCGGUGGAUAAGUGCCAGUCUCAGGAGGGUGCAGAGGCAGCACUGCAGGACAUUGAGAGGUACAUGGAGACUGCUAAGGAGCAGCAGCUAAGUCAACUCAGAGACCUCUACAACCAACAUGAGAUCAUCCUCUCUGAUCUCAUAAAGACCAAUGUGGAGAAUGCUUUGAAAAGGCUGGAAGAAGUGCACGAGAUGUUUGAGAAGAGACACAUCAGUCUGAAAAGGCUGUCUGCUAAACAGACCAGACCAGUGCAACCUGUGGCCCCUCGCCCGGAAUCUUCACCCAAGCGCCCUUCACCAAAAACCCCACGGCCCCCAGGUUCAACACCAAAUCGCAGAAGCUCAGAGAACAGUUCCAUCAAGCAGCCCACUGAUGCUGAAUUAGCAAGAAAGAAAAACAUCCGUAAAGCUAAAGGAGGCAUCAAGAUUGAAGUUAUGCAUGAAGAAAGCCAAGGGGGUUCCAGCCACAUUCUCGUGACCAGCGAGACAGAGGAGAGCCUGUCUAGCAGGAGGAGACACAUUAUGAAUGAGCUGAUUGAGACUGAGAGACUCUAUGUUGAAGAGCUCCAAAGCAUAAUGGAGGGGUAUGCAGCAGCAUUAGAUAACUCGGAACUAACUCAUUUAAUCCCACUGGCGCUGGAAAACAAGAAGGAUGUCCUCUUUGGCAACCUUGCUGAAAUCUAUGACUUUCACAACAAGACAUUUCUCAAAGAGCUAGAAAACUGUGUGGAGAAACCUGAGUUAGUGGGAACAUGCUUCUUGAAAAGAAAAGAAGAGUUGCAGAUCUAUGAGAAAUACUGUCAAAAUAAACCUCGGUCUGAAGCUCUUUGGAGGCAGUGUGGGGACAGCAUGUUCUUUCAGGAGUGCCAAAAACGGUUGGACCAUAAGCUCUCUUUAGAUGCAUACCUGCUAAAGCCUGUGCAGAGAAUCACCAAGUACCAGCUAAUGUUGAAGGAGAUGCUGAAAUGCAGCAAGAACUCUGAGGGCACAGCAGAAUUAGAGGAAGCUUUGGCCACUGUGCUGGACAUCAUAAAGUCAGUAAAUGAUUCAAUGCACCAGAUCGCCAUCACUGGCUUUGAGGGUAAUCUGAAUGACUUGGGUAAGCUGCUCAUGCAAGGCUCUUUUAAUGUGUGGACAGACCAUAAGAAAGGCCAUAAUAAGGUGAAGGACUUGGCACGCUUCAAGCCCAUGCAGAGACACCUCUUCCUGUACAACAAAAUGAUUUUGUUCUGUAAGAAGCGUGAGGAGACCUCAGAUGGCCAUGAAAAGUCCCCCUCCUACAGUUUCAAACACUCCCUGAAGAUGAGUGCUGUUGGCAUCACGGAGAAUGUGAAAGGAGACGUCAAAAAGUUUGAAAUCUGGUACAAUGGAAGAGAGGAGGUCUACAUAAUUCAGGCUUCCUCCAUGGAUGUGAAGAACAUGUGGGUGUCUGAGAUCCGGAAAGUGUUGACAACCCAGUUGGAGGCAUGCAGAGAGGCAAGCCAGCUCCAUCAAAGGAUCACAGAGAACAUCUACCAUGCUCCCAUGAGGAAUGUGCGCAAAGUGGCCCUCAGGCAAUCAGACUCCUCCAGCCCUGAGAUGGGAUACAGGCGCAGCGACACUGGCCCCAACAUGAGGCAAAAGCGAGCUGAUGCUGCUGCCAAGCUUAGUUCAGACCAAUCCUCGGCUCUGGCUAGAAAGCGUUUCACCUUACAAGGCCUUUCCAAUCGCAGGUCUCUGCCUUCAGAACCAGCACCUAAGGAGGCGGAAGUCACACGCCGCUUCUCUUUAGCCUCCUCCCUCAGUGCCUCCUCCACUACACGCACAAAAGGUCCUCUUUCUACCAGUCUUAAAAGCAAGAGACACCAAAUAAAGAGUGACCCUACACCAUUUGGCUAUGAAGAUUCUUUGCGAGGUGCUCUUCGUGCUGACAGCAAAAAUAAAGGUACAGCAAGUACCAAGCCCAGUGUGCCUAGGUCCUCCUCUCAACCAGGAUGGACUCAACGCCGUUUACCUUCAAUGGACACUGAAGACUUUGAAACCAUCCCAUCCAGCGCUGAGGAGCUAUCAAAUUCCUCUGAUGGAGAAGAGGACAGCAAUAACAAAAAUGGGGCGCCUGAGCGCUUUCAAGUGCAGCUGACGUACGAGGCACGUGAACCGCACGAGCUUUCGCUGGAGGCGGGAGAUGUAGUACAGUUUGUAGAGGAGGCCAAAAAUGGCCACUGGCUAGUCAAGAACCUAAUUACUCUGAAGACAGGGCUGGUCCCGCCCACUAUCCUGCAGUCUACAGCAGGAGGAGUGGACAUUUACAGUAACACUGACAUCUUCAGUGACCUGUGCACUGCGGCCCUUACGGACACAGAGGAGAUGGAGGAGAGUGUUGGACUGCUACAGGCCCAGGAGAACAGACUUGCAUGUUGAACAUGUGCAUGUGUCUUUUUUUUUGUUGUUGUUCUUGUUGCUGUCUUGCUACAGUGCCAUGCAUCCAUGAAGCGUGCAGGAUACUUCCCUGCUAAACCUCUGAGUUGGACAGAAUCCUGUGAAGCGCUAGAGCAAGCCUCACCAUUGUGGAAGAGCAGGGACCCUACAUUGCUGCUAUUCCUGGCCGCACUAACAAGAGAGUGCUUGAGCACUGAAAAGUAUUGCCACCAUUUUUUUUGCCUUCGGACUCUAGAGCAAAGACUCUGCUCCCAUUACUGAUGUGAUGCGUCGGAUGACACGGCAAAUCACCUGUCAUCGUUAGCUUUCAUUAGGUUAUCUGCUGUGCCUUAGCAGCAAAAACAUUAAUAUCUUGAAUUAAAUGUUCAAAGAGGUUCAUGGAAGACUUGAAAGCCAUGCAGUAUGUUUCUGAGGUGGCAUGCCGUCAGUUCAGACACAGGCCUGAUCAUUUCAUGAGGUUGAGAUAAAGUGAGAGAGAAAGAAGAAAAAAAAAGAAGAGAGAAAGACUCUGUUUUGUCCUGCUGAAAUUACUACUCAAAAAACACUGAAAUGGAAAAAAAUCGUAAGAAUAUUACGUUUUUGAUUCUGUUGGUCAGAAACUCAGCACUUUUAGAAUAAAAUAACAGUAUAUUAUGCGUAUUAUAUAAAAUUUGUAUACUUUUUUUAUAUAUGCUGACUUAUUUGUUACGUAAACAUUCAGUAAACAUUCAUUUCUGGUUGAUUUUAAAGCUACAUAUAAUCUUCCUAAAUUACUUUUUAGGAUCUCUCACAAAUCUCAGUCCAGGAUUAGCUUCUAAGCAUUAUUUUAUCUUAUCAUAUUUUAUCACUGUAGCACAAAUAUUCCAUCUGUACUGUAAGAACAGAAGAAUUUUGUCAUUGGAUUUGGAUCCAAUACAUUUUUCAUGUUGGGUAAACACCUGGUCAAGACAUAAAAUCAAAUGUAAAAGCAGCAGAUAAAUCAAUAAGUGUACUGUAUCAAACGCUGCCUUCAUAUUUUCAUAUUGUCUAGCAAGAACUGGAAACGCAAUGACAGCUUGUCACUGAAUGUAUAAUAGUCUCAUGACACUAAAUGUACCAUGUAAUAAGAAUGAAUGCUCCAAUUAUAACAUUUACAUUGAACAUGAAUUCAAAGAAAACCAAUCUGAAGGUUGACUUUUAAACUAGAAGGACUUUUGUCCCUUUUGACCAUAUUUCGGUAUUUUUUCUCAAUCCUGUUCAAUUGUUUAUUGAUGUAAAUUCUUAGCACAAAAAUGAAACGUGGAAUGCAGAGCUUAUUGCUGACAGCGUAUCAUUAUGUGAUGUUAUUUAUUAAGAAGACAAACUGAUGCUUUGACUAUUUCACAUGGUCAGUGUCGGCAGAAAGACAAGUAUGUAUUACUGGUCUACAUUUUUAAACAUACAAUUAAAUACAUGCACAGUAAAA